AGGGCCAGACACCAGCCUGUCUGAACAGAAAGGAGAAAACAAGGAAGGACACAGGUGUGUGACUUUCUUUUUCUGUUCUGUGUGAAUCGGUCAACAGGACACGUAAUCUGACAGCCUUAAAGAUGGAUGUUCAAGAGAACUCCCCAGGGGUCAUGGGGUCACUGAAAACGUUUGACUCGUCCGAGUUCGGGAGCUGGGAGAAGAUAGGCUCCGGCGGAUUUGGACAAGUGUACAAAGUACGGCAUGUGCAGUGGAAAACAUGGCUGGCCAUUAAGUGUCCUCCCAGCCUUCACGUCGAUGACAAGGAACGUGCCGAGCUCCUCGAAGAGGCCAACAAGAUGGAGGCGGCGAAGUUCCGCUAUAUUCUCCCUGUGUACGGGAUCUGCAGUGAUCCGCAGGGCCUGGUGAUGGAGUACAUGGAGACGGGCUCUCUUGAGGCACUACUGGCCGCUGAGCCGCUGCCGUGGGAGCUGCGCUUCCGCAUCAUCCACGAAACAGCAGUGGGCAUGAACUUCCUGCAUUGCAUGAACCCACCACUCCUGCACCUGGACCUGAAACCCGCCAACAUCCUGCUGGACGCUCACUACCAUGUCAAAAUCUCGGACUUUGGCCUGGCCAGGUGGAACGGCUUUGCUCGGAACGACGACAUCAGUCGAGAUGGGUUCUGCGGUACAAUCGCCUACCUCCCCCCUGAGAGGAUCAUCGAGAAGGACCGCGUCUCUGACACCAAGCACGAUGUGUACAGCUUUUCGAUCGUUAUCUGGGGAAUUCUCACACAGAAGAAGCCCUAUCAAGGGGAGAACAAUAUUCUGCACAUCAUGGUGAAGGUGGUGAAGGGGGUGCGUCCGGAGCUGAGCGCCGUGCCCCGCAGUCGACCUCAGGCAUGCUCCGGGUUCAUGGCCCUCAUGCAGAAGUGCUGGAACGCAUCUCCAGAUGCCAGGCCUAGCUUUCAGGAAAUUACAUCUGAGGCUGAGGAGUUAUGCUCCAAGCCCCAUGAUGAGUCCAGAGUGUCUGUGUCUGAGCCGGACUGCUCCCCCUGCCCAGCUCCACCACCAGAACAGACUAAGGAGCAGAAGCCAGUGAGGCCGAAGUCAGCCAUGCUGCCUGAGAAGGACUACAGCCUCUCUGAGCUGCUGAGUCAGAUUGACUCUGGAAUCUCCCGCAGCUUUGACCGCGUCAAAGAAGACUGCCUGGAGAGUAAAGACAACACGAGCAAGAGACUGUCAGGGAUUUCCUCUGUGGACUCGGCCUUCUCCUCCCAGGGCUCCAUUACGCUUUCCUUUGAGAGGGAAAACUCGGGCAACGAGUCAAGCGAACUGCAGAAAAAGAAGCUAUGCGACGCCAUCCGCACCGAAGACAUCGCCAAACUGAUGAAGAUCCUCCAGCCGCAGGAUGUAGACCUUCUUCUAGAAGGUGGCAGCAGUCUACUCCACUAUGCUGUGAGCCUGGCCAACGAGGAAGCGGUCAAGUUCUUGUUGCUGAACAACUGCAGUGCGAACCUGCCCGACUCCCGCGGGGCCACGCCCCUCCACCUGGCCAUAGAGAAGCGGCUGAAGAGUGUGGCUGAGAUCCUGCUGAGUCGCAAAAGCACCAACGUGAACUCCAAGGAUGAGGACCAGUACACACCGCUACACUUUGCGGCUCAGAACGGUGACGAGGCGCUCACCCGGCUACUCCUCGACCGCGGCGCAACCAUGAAUGAGGCGGAUGCUCAGGGGCGCACCCCUAUACAUGUGGCCUGCCACCACGGACGGGAGAACGUGGUGCGUGUGCUGCUGAGCCGUGGUGCUGACGCACAUGCCAGGGGCAAGGAUGAGUGGACGGCACUGCACCUGGCCGCAUGGCAAGGUCACCUGGGCAUCGUGAAGCUGUUGGUCAAGCAGGCUGGCGUGGACGUGGAUGGGCGGACGUCAGACGGGCGAGCUCCACUGCACCUGGCCUCGCAGAGGGGACAGUACAGGGUGGCCCGCGUUCUGGUGGAGCUGGGGGCUGACGUGCGGCUAACGUCUGCUGGCCUGAACACGCCACUCCACGUCGCUGCUGAAACUGGCCACACCAGCACAUCUCGGCUACUCCUCAAACACGGUGCUGACCUCCAGAGCCGCACAGCCCAGGGUUUCACGCCCCUGCACCUGGCCGCCCGGAGCGGUCACCUGGCCACCCUCAGGAUGUUGCUAGAGGAGGGCGCCGACCCACAUGACACCGACCACAUCAUGCGCACACCCUGCCAUCUGGCGGCAGAGGGCGGGCACUGCCAGGUCAUGGAGGAGCUGCUGCGGAGGUGGCCAGAGGCGGCGGCCACACAGGAUGAGAGCGGAUUCACGCCGCUCCACCUGGCCGUACGUGGUGGAUACACGGACGCCAUCUGCCUGCUGCUGAGCCACGGCGCUGACAGUGCCCCACCGACCCCCAGAGGCUCUGUGUCUGAGCCGACCACAGAGAUGCCUGGAACACUCCGCAGGAAAGUGGUCAUUCUAAAACUCGCCGAGCAGGAGGACAGCAAGCCGACACAGGACUCCACAUCAUCACUGUGCACGGCUGCUCACUGCUGAGAAACGCUGGGACAGUGAUCUGACUGUAUAGUGACUCUCUCUCAUUCUGUCUCCCCUUCUGAAAGAUCCCGUCUCUGCCGUAAGACCAGCUUGUCUCGCCAAAAGAAAAAGAACUGCCUGGAAGGAAUACUCGGAUUUCUCUGCCACAUCUGUACCACCUGCCCAAUGGCUUCUACUAUAAGGUUGUUUUUCUGCUCAAGAACAUGGAAAUGACUGUUUCUGGUAAUCAUUCAUACAUACAGCAACAGCAGAUAGAGAUAAGGCUUUAAAACACUGGAGUAUCCCUUUAACAUUAACGUUGAACGUCUUUAAAAAGCCACUUUAAACCAUUUCUAUAUGUGAAGUGUUCACAUAUAAAGGCAACUCGCAUUUUCAUGGUAAAAAUAGAAAGAAAAAAAUGCUGCAAGGCUUUUCUUGUGUCGGUGACGGCGUGCUGAUCACGGACUAUGAACAGCACACACGGGAGAAAUGAGGGAUUUCACUGUCCAUCUCUGGUUUGUGUAUAUAAUGUAAUUAUACGGUUGUCGACAUCAUAAUAUAGUUACCUCUCAUAUGUUAUUAUUGGGCUUUGGGCUCUUAAAGACUUCCAACAGCAAUGAAUGGCAAAAGGCCCGUGUAUAUAAAAAUCCAACUGUAAAUAGAUACCUCAGAAAAUAUGCCUAUUAUUGCUUUGACCUCCUCAGCAUAUUCAUUAUUUGCUCCUGUUUUUUAUAUGAUGUAUGAUUUUAUAUGUUUGUCCAAUGAAUAUUACCAUGCCAUAUUUUCUUGUUCCUUUAUUGGCAGAUCAGACAAGUGAUUCAUACAGCCUCCAGGCAAACAUCCUCCAUUUUAAAGAAAUGUCUCUGUGCGGAGCUCUAAAAUUCCUGGCUGUCAGAAAAGCAAGGCCUUUAGUUAAUGUUCAGGUCAGUCUCUCAGCACCUGCAGCAUCAGCCCAUAACUGAUAUACUGGCAGUAUUUCAAGGCUAUUCCAAAUCCAGGAGGUUAAUUAUACCGUUAAAACGAGCUUCGAUGCAUUAUGACAGACAGGAGCGUGUUUAGAACCGCUUGGCUCACUCCAUGGGAACGGGGCCUGGGGGGAAUCACAGGUUGUGUUUG
Molecule: messenger RNA, 3647 nt
Organism: Pygocentrus nattereri (red-bellied piranha)
Lineage: Eukaryota; Metazoa; Chordata; Actinopteri; Characiformes; Serrasalmidae
Gene: ripk4
Product: receptor-interacting serine-threonine kinase 4
Exons: 8
Coding region: 123-2552 (809 amino acids)
Biological process (GO): protein phosphorylation
Molecular function (GO): protein kinase activity; ATP binding; protein binding
Source: RefSeq, a predicted model, not a curated record